This is a messenger RNA of Carassius auratus (goldfish), 2771 nucleotides long. Its product is annotated as acetyl-coenzyme A synthetase, cytoplasmic-like. Gene Ontology annotation, molecular function: AMP binding; acetyl-CoA synthetase activity. NCBI's taxonomy places the organism in Eukaryota, Metazoa, Chordata, Actinopteri, Cypriniformes, Cyprinidae. The record is from RefSeq and is a predicted model, not a curated record. The transcript is spliced from 18 exons. The coding region runs from base 80 to 2134 and encodes 684 amino acids.
GGUGCACACCACAUGCACAGCCAGAAAGCUUAAUCUACUGACUGACAUCUAUCCUGACACAGUUCAUACGGAUUGACAGAUGUCUCCCGUUUCAGACUCCACCAACAGGGUCAUUUCAGGACCUCAGGAGCCGGAGGAGAAGAUUUACCAUCCAUCCGACGGCCUGUUCACUGAUGCACAUGUGCCAGACUUUGAUGCAUAUCUUGCCAUAUACAAAAAGUCUACAGAGGAGCCUGAAGAGUUCUGGGCUGAUGUUGCUCAAGAGUUUUACUGGAAGAAGCCUCCAUCAGGCCAGAUGCUGCAAUAUAACUUUGACGUCAACAAGGGGAACAUUUACAUCAAGUUCAUGGAGGGAGCAAGAACCAACAUCUGCUAUAACGUCCUUGACCGAAACGUGCAUGAGAGGAACCUGGGAGAGAAAGUGGCUUACUACUGGGAGGGGAACUCACCUACUCAUCACCAGACCAUCACCUACAUCCAGCUGUUGAGAAGCGUGUGCCGAUGUGCCAAUGCACUGAAGCUGUUGGGUGUGAAGAAAGGAGACAGAGUGGCCAUUUACUUACCCAUGAUUCCAGAGCUGGUGUAUACGAUGCUGGCGUGUGCAAGAAUCGGGGCUGUUCACUCGAUAGUGUUUGCAGGUUUCUCGUCUGAGUCUCUGUGCGAGAGGAUCAUGGAUGCUCAGUGCAACAUCCUGGUAACAGCAGAUGGUGUUUACAGAGGUGACAAGCUGAUCAAUCUGAAGAAGAUUGCGUCUGAAGCUCUGGAGCGCUGUAAGGAGAGCAUGGACUUGUGUGUUCAGAAGUGUGUGGUGGUCAAACAUCAUGCCUUCAGAACAAACAGUGAUGCCUCCAACAAACUACAGACCCCAUGGGAUGAAUCAUGUGACAUUUGGUGGGAUGAUCUGAUGGAGGGUGUGUCAGACGAGUGUGAGCCGGAGUGGAUGGACUCAGAAGAUCCUCUCUUCAUACUUUACACCAGCGGCUCGACCGGAAAACCCAAGGGGGUCGUUCACACCGUCACUGGUUAUAUGCUCUAUACAUCACUGACCUUCAAAUAUGUUUUCGAUUAUCACCAUGAUGAUGUUUACUGGUGCACUGCAGACAUUGGCUGGAUCACAGGCCACUCCUACAUCACGUACGGCCCGCUAGCCAACGGUGCCACCAGCGUACUGUUCGAAGGGGUGCCGGUGUAUCCUCAUGUGGGCAGACUGUGGGAGAUCAUUGAGAAGUACGGAGUCUCCAAGUUCUACACUGCACCCACUGCUAUAAGACUGCUGAUGAAAUACGGGAGAGAACCACUGCAGCGGUUUGAUCUGUCCAGUUUGCGUGUGUUGGGUACAGUAGGUGAGCCUAUUAACCCGGAGGCUUGGCUUUGGUAUUAUGAUGUUGUGGGUCAGCAGCGCUGUCCGGUUAUCGACACCUUCUGGCAAACAGAGACGGGUGGCCAUGUUCUGACUCCACUUCCAGCUGCUACACCACUGAAGCCUGGAUCUGCCACCUGCCCAUUUUUUGGAGUCCAGCCUGCCAUUCUCAAUGAACACGGAGAAGAAUUAGAAGGCGAGGCAGAGGGAUACCUGGUUUUCCGGAAGCCUUGGCCGGGAAUCAUGAGGGGUGUGUACGGGAAUCAGGAGCGAUUCGAGAGCACCUACUUCAGAAAAUUCCCAGGAUUCUAUGUGACAGGAGAUGGCUGCAGACGGGACAAGGACGGAUAUUACUGGAUCACCGGCCGGAUCGAUGACAUGCUGAAUGUCUCUGGUCAUCUGUUGAGCACAGCAGAGGUGGAGGCGGCUCUGACCGAACACCCAUCGGUGGCUGAAGCUGCGGUGGUCAGUCGGCCUCACGCAGUGAAGGGAGAGUGUCUGUACUGCUUCGUCACUCUGAAAGACCACAAAGAGUUCAACCGCACGCUGAUGGAGGAACUAAAGAGAAAAGUGAGGGAGAAGAUCGGACCAAUCGCCACCCCAGAUUUCAUCCAGAACGCUCCAGGGCUUCCCAAAACACGCUCAGGUAAGAUCAUGCGUCGAGUUCUGCGACAGAUCGCCCGCAAUGAAAAAGACCUGGGUGACCUUUCGACCCUGGCUGACCCCAAGGUCGUGGAAGUGCUGUUCAGCCAAAGAUGUGAGGCGGCAGCGUGAACACGGCUCUUUUCAAUCCCUUCUGAUGCCUCUGUAGACUCUGGGUUUGGGUUAGAACCGGCUCUGGUUCUCCUGGAUCGGCUCUGAUUCAGGUAAAACUAAAAUAAACAAAAUAAAUCACAAAGUGUGUAACAAAACCUCACCUCAGGAUACUAAACAUCCCACAGGUAUUAUAAUACAUUCAGAUUUCCAUGGAUUUCUUGUUUUUUUUUUUUCUAUUCUGUCAGGUGAUGCAUAUUGUAAAUAUUUUUCUUUGUUUGUGAUGUUUUUUCAGGGAAAAUGUACUUGCAUUUGCCUUUAAUUGCAUCCAUAAUUGCAGUUUCUAUCACUGAAUUAUUUCACACCACUAAAACAAUUUCAUAUUAGACAUCAGGAAAAUUUAAUUUCACAUUUCACGAAAAAAGAUCAGGAAUUCAAACAACUUUGUUUUGAACUGUGCUGGCUUGAGUUUUUUUUUUUUUUUUUUAUCUCAUUUUAUUUUUAUUUACUAUGAAAAAAAUUGUGAGAGAAAUGUGCAUCUUGAAUAAGCUCUUAUAUAAUCAGUUAUUAAUGUUACUUUGACAGAAAUAUUAGUUACAAAUAGUAAAUGCAUUUAAUGUGCUGUUUAUGUUGUUAUGAAAUAAAACAUAUCUGAUAA